Hyphopichia burtonii NRRL Y-1933 is the source of this 636-nucleotide messenger RNA. RefSeq names its product putative endodeoxyribonuclease. The transcript has a single exon. Bases 1 to 636 code for a protein of 211 amino acids. NCBI's taxonomy places the organism in Eukaryota, Fungi, Ascomycota, Pichiomycetes, Serinales, Debaryomycetaceae. The record is from RefSeq and is a predicted model, not a curated record. Gene Ontology annotation, molecular function: hydrolase activity, acting on ester bonds.
AUGGCUACAAAGCUCAAAAAGUAUCUGGUGGUUGGUGUAGGAGAAUUAGGAUUAGAUAAGUUAUUUAGAAUCCCAAGUAAUGGGUACUAUGGGAAUCAGCAAGUGCCAAUACCUGAGCAGCAGGUAAAUAAAUUAACCAUGAGUAAAACCAGUAUAGAACACCAAAAAAAGAUCAUGGAAAGGCAAUUACAACUAGCCAACGAGUAUCGGAAACCCAUUUCGUUGCAUUGUGUAAAAGCACCAGGUCCAUUAUUUGAAAUUGUAAAACUGGGGGAAUAUCAACAGAUCCCCAGUAUAAUUUUACAUUCCUACACGGGAUCGAUUCAACAAGCUGAACAAUGGAUCAAGCAGUAUAAGACAUCACCGCAAAGGUUAUUUUUUCUGAUGUCGGAUUACAUUAAUGGAACCGAGAACAAGUCUGAUUUACUACAUGGGUUAAUGGAGGUGGUUGACGAUGAGCAAAUAUUGGUUGAGACUGAUUUCGGAAUCGACCAAUUUUUCACAAACGGUAAGCAAGAAGAGUAUAUAGGGUAUUUGAACGAUAUCUUCAAUAAGAUCUGUGAGGCGAGAAACUGGGAUAGAGCUCAUGCUGGCCUGGUGUUGGAUCGAAAUUUGCAAGCAUCGCUAGGUUUAUAG